AUGCCCCCCGCCGCGUCAGGCAGCGUGUGGCGUGAACCGACCAAGGCGGACAAGCCUCCAAAGGAUGCAGACUUGCAGACGGCAUGGCUCUUCCUCCAGGAUGGUGUGGAGCACAUUAUGACCCGCCUGCACCUGGGCAUGUCGUAUCAGUACUACAUUCUGCUGUACACGGCCAUCUACGACUACUGUACUGUCCCCAGCCGUGGCGGCAUCUCCUUCAACCAGAAGGGGGGCGCCAGCCUGCAGGGUGCGGACCUGUACAAGAAGCUCAACCAGUUCCUCACAGAGCACUGCAAGCAGAUGCGCGACGAGGGCGAGAAGCUCAACGACCUCGAGCUGCUCAAGUACUACGCCAGGCAGUGGGACCGUUACACCACUGGUGCUAGCUACGUCCACAAACUGUUCAACUACCUGAACAAGCACUGGGUCAAGCGCGAGAAGGACGAGGGCCGCAAGGACGUCUACACCGUCUACACUCUCGCCCUCGUUGCCUGGAAGCGCAACUUCUUCCGCUACAUCCAAAAGGACACCAACGAGGUGUCGCGUCUCACCCAGGCCGUCCUCAGGCAGAUUGAGCUCCAGCGUAACGGCGAGUCGAUCGACAACGGCCUCCUCAAGAAGGUCAUUGAGAGCUACGUCGCGCUUGGUAUCGAUGAUGCCGACGCCCAGCGCCAGAACCUGGACGUCUACAACGAGUGCUUCCAAAAGUACUUUAUCCAGGCCACGGACAAGUACUAUGCCGCCGAGUCGGCUGCCUUUGUCACUGCCAACUCGGUGCCCGACUACAUGAAGAAGGCCGAGGACCGUCUCCAGGAGGAGGGGGACAGGAUAAACCUUUACCUGCACGACAGCACGCGCCGCGAGCUCAAGGAGAAGUGCGAGCUUGUCCUUAUCCAGGCCCACCAGGAGCUCCUGUGGGAGGAGUUCCAGUCGCUGCUCGACGCCGACCGCGAGAGUGACCUUGCCCGCAUGUACGGUCUCCUCAUGCGCGUGCCCGCCGGCCUCGACCCGUUGCGCAAGAAGUUUGAGGACCACGUCAAGCGCGCCGGUCUCGCCGCCGUUGAGCGUGUCCUGCCUGCCCCCGGCGCCGUCAACGAGGCCGGCAAGGCCGAGACCCUCGACCCCAAGUCGUACAUUGAGGCUCUCCUCGCUGUCCACAGCAAGUUUGGCGGCAUUGUCAACGGCCCGUUCCGUUCCGAGCUCGGAUUCAACGCCAGUCUCGACAGGGCAUGCCGCGAGUUUGCCAACACCAACGCAGCAGCCAAGAGUUCGUCGCGCUCACCCGAGCUCCUUGCCUCGUAUGCCGAUCAGCUGCUGCGCAAGAACAACAAGGACCUCGACCCCGACUCGCUGGAGCAGGCUCUCAACCAGGCCAUGGUCAUCUUCAAGUUUAUCGACGACAAGGACGUGUUCCAAAAGUUCUAUCAGAAGAAGCUUGCCCAGCGUCUCGUCAACGGCGGUUCGGCCUCGGACGAUGCCGAGUCGUCCAUGAUCUCCAAGCUCAAGGAAGUCUCGGGUUACGACUACACCAACAAGCUCACCCGCAUGUUCUCGGACGUCAACGUCAGCCGCGACGUUACUGAAAAGUUCAAGGAGAAGGACCGCCGCGACGGCCAGUCCGAGGACAUUGACUUUACCGUCAUGGUUCUGGGCACCAACUUCUGGCCCCUGGCUCCUCAGCAGACCGACUUUUCCAUCCCCCGCGAGAUUGCGCCCCUCCACGAGCGCUUCACCAAGUUUUACAACGACGUUCACUCGGGCCGCAAGCUGACCUGGCUGUGGCACGUCUCGAAGAACGAGCUCCGCACGACAUACCUCUCGCAAAAGUACAUUUUCAUGACUAGCGCGUACCAGAUGGCCAUUCUUACCCAGUUCAACGAGAAUGACAGCCUCACGUACCGUGACAUUCAGACCGGCACCAAAAUCGUCGACGGCUUCCUCAAGCCGCAGAUGGCUCUCCUCGUAAAGUCCAAGGUCCUUCUUCUCGACGGCGACACCUACGACUUGAACCUCAACUUCAAGUCCAAGAAGAUUCGUAUUCAGCUCAACAUGCCCGUCCGUGCCGAGCAGAAGGCCGAGGCCACCGAGGUCCUUCAGGCCGUCGACGAGGACCGCAAGUUUGUCUACCAGGCGACGAUUGUCCGUCUCAUGAAGGCCCGCAAGCACCAGGCACUCAUCCAGGAGGUGACGGCGACCAUCUCGACCAAGUUUACACCAAAGGUGUCGGACAUCAAGAAGGCGAUCGAUUACCUGAUUGACAAGGAGUACCUGGAGCGCGGCAGCGAGAAGGACACUUACAACUACCUCGCCUAA
Molecule: messenger RNA, 2313 nt
Organism: Apiotrichum porosum
Lineage: Eukaryota; Fungi; Basidiomycota; Tremellomycetes; Trichosporonales; Trichosporonaceae
Exons: 8
Coding region: 1-2313 (770 amino acids)
Biological process (GO): SCF-dependent proteasomal ubiquitin-dependent protein catabolic process; protein ubiquitination
Cellular component (GO): SCF ubiquitin ligase complex
Molecular function (GO): ubiquitin protein ligase binding
Source: RefSeq, a predicted model, not a curated record